ACUGACAUUGUGGCUAGCUGCGCCUUUGGGACGCCGAGUGAUUGCGAUAACUUGAUAAAACUGAUAAGAUAUUCGUAUUUUGUACCUACAUCAUAUCUAGCACACGUCAAGUAAGCGUCAGUGCUACGAGGAAACCCGCACGAAGAGUCUCAUAAAAUCUAGUCAAUCGCUGACACUCUUUUGUUUUAACGGCGAUCUUGAAUGUGUUAAACUUUGUUUUGUGAUUUUGUGGUGGUGUUGUGAAGUGAGAGGACAAGCUGUUGGAUGGAACAGGAGUGAAAGGGAGGCAGGAUGUGUGUCGGCGCGAGAGCGGCGCACGCGCUACAGCAUGUAAACCUGCUGCUUGUGCUGUUCGCGGGCGCCGCUUUAUCCACGGGCGCUCGCCUCCGCUGGGACCCGACCCUCUACAUUGCGAUCCGAGAGCUGCUUCCGUUCGAGUACCGAGUGCUGGCGGGGGCGUUACCGUCCGCAGGGGCCGCGUUACUCGCCGCGGCUCAUCUAGCCAUCGUGGCCUCCCAACACAGGCCCAAGAGAAUCCUGCUUUACACGUAUGCAGGCCUAAUGACUCUUGGGAUGGCACUGGAGAUAGCACUCGGAGUCUGGGUGUACUCCCGCAUAGUGGACUUCUUGAAUUCCCCUGCGGCCGAGGAGAUGGAGCAUAUCCUGGCCACGAGGGAGCACCUGGAACCGCUGCUGCAGCAUUUGUCGCGGUGGCACAAGAUACCGGAGCAUCUUAGUGAGCUUGUCAAGGAGGCAGAAGCAGACGCCCCCUGGAACGGCUACGUAGCUGCCGCACUCCUGGUGGCGCUCUUCCUCCUCCAGCUCUUGGGCGUGGUGUUCGCAAUACUGGCGGCGCGCGCGCCGGCCAAGGACAUACGUCAUGUGCAUACCAAGUAUACAAACGGGGGGCUGUCGGCCAGUCGCGUGUCGCUUGUGGAUUCUAUCAGGUAUGGCGGGCAAAUAGCCGCUCAGCAAUGCAAGCUCGUAAUAGUUUGGCUCUCUCUGGACAGAAGCAGCCUCAGCGGCCGGAGCCGAAGCAACGUGAACGUGGUCCCGCAGACGCCGGCCAGCGUCAGGAGUUACCGAAGCGGACGGAGCGGCGACGAGUACGCGCCGCUGAAGGCUAAAUACAAGAACGGGGUUCUUGUGCCGAUAUGAAAGAAAGUUCGCCCAACCUCCUAAGACCCAGAGUCAUUUUUGCAGUUUUGAAUUUGGAACCUUCUUUUAUUCCAUUAUAGUUCAAAAUUCGAUUUUCAUUUGUUCAUUUUAAAGGAACUCAGGACUUAGGAGGUAAGACUUAUAGGCUUAACAGGACAUAGGUACCUACAUACUUGAGAAUGACUCUCGAUCUCGAGGCAUGUCGUAUUUCAGAGCACUAUUUUAGUGUCAAUAAGAUUGAUUUAGUGAUUAAGAGUGA
Molecule: messenger RNA, 1417 nt
Organism: Cydia splendana
Lineage: Eukaryota; Metazoa; Arthropoda; Insecta; Lepidoptera; Tortricidae
Exons: 5
Coding region: 292-1158 (288 amino acids)
Source: RefSeq, a predicted model, not a curated record